This is a messenger RNA of Branchiostoma floridae (Florida lancelet), 1883 nucleotides long. Its product is annotated as multiple coagulation factor deficiency protein 2 homolog. The transcript is spliced from 7 exons. Bases 37 to 516 code for a protein of 159 amino acids. NCBI's taxonomy places the organism in Eukaryota, Metazoa, Chordata, Leptocardii, Amphioxiformes, Branchiostomatidae. The record is from RefSeq and is a predicted model, not a curated record.
CGAGCAUGUGCGUAUAGGAUAGUACUAGUCUUCACUAUGGCCAUGCCUCAGCCCCGGUUACAGUUCGCUCUGUUAGCCGCCUUCGGUACUUACCUCCUCCUGGUACCGACAGCGGUGUCUACAGCGGAGGGGGACACCAACAGGUUCCGGGAUCCAUCCAUGGUCCAGGAUAAAGGUCACCUGAAGGAGCACGUACAAGAGUUGACAGAGGAACAGAUCAGCCAGAUGUCACCUGAGGAACUGGAGUGGCACUUCUUCAAGUCCCACGACAGCGACAAGAACAUGAAGUUGGACGGUCUGGAGAUCAUGGCCGCCAUCGAACAUAGGUCUGAAUAUAACUAUCCUCCUGAUGACGAUGAACGGCUGGAGUACCACACAGGUUUGGUGGACCAGAUUCUAGAAGAAGAUGAUACAGAUAACGACGGGAUGAUGAGCUACAUCGAGUACGUCAUCUCAACGCGCAAGCACAGGGAGCAGAAUGUGAAGAGGAAUCAAGAAAACUCGGGAACAUCAUAAAUGGCGGAUAUGGAUGAAGAGUUGUAAACAUGUCAUUGUCGUCUUAUGUGAUCAUGACCAGACUAAAUACAUUGUUAUAACGUUUAAGCCAAAACUCGGGUAUUCAUACCAUUUUUUAAUGAGGACUGUCUGCAAAGAAUAAAGAGGUAGACCAGAACUUUGAUAUUCUAUACAUUGAAAUUGUCACAAACGAACAAACUUUCUUUGUCUGCUUUUCACUAUUUAUUUUUUUGACCUGUCACACUGCGAAUCGCACUCUUUGUACUGUGUAUUACUUGUAGUCUGUGAUAUCUAAAGUUCUUCGCGAACCACACAACAUGUAAUUCACUCUGAGAACUUGUUUAAACAACAAAGACCACGUAACGCGAGGCGUGCACGCCCCUUAAAAUGUAAUCCAAGAAAAAUUAAAUUUACAGCAUUAAUGCCAGGUACUACAGCUCAAUUACGUGAUAGUAUUUGUUGUAUAGAACUAAUGAUUAACUCUGAGUACACGUGUACUUCUGCAAUAGUUAUAUUCACUCUCACACGAAGCAAAUACAAUAGCGAACGGACAAAAGCGGCGGUAACUCAGUCCGUACAGUCAUGGCGAGGUUGUGGUCUUGUCUUGCAGUCUGUGUGACUCUACUUCUGGUGCAUAACGUGUUCGGCACUGAUAAUGAGAACAGGUUUCGGGAUCCGUCCAUGGUGCAGGACAAAAGUCACCUGAAGGAACACGUACAGGAGCUGACCCAGGAACAGAUCAACCAGAUGUCACCUGAGGAACUGGAGUUCCAUUUCUUCAAAUCUCACGACACUGAUCACAACUUGAAGCUGGACGGUUUAGAGAUCCUGGCGGCCAUUGAUCACCAGCACUCCCACAGACAGCCGGCCGAGCAACCCGUGCCCGAACAUGAGACUCCCGAACAGACACGAGCCAGGAGGUACCGAGAACAUCAGGAGAGACUCAACUUUCUAACAGGCAUGGUGGACAGGAUCCUGGAGCAGGAUGACACCGACGAUGACGGCAUGAUGAGCUACGUCGAGUACGUCAUCUCAAGACGCAGACAUGAAAAAGAUGCAAAAGCCUCACAACAGCAGCGGCAAAAGGAUCUGAAUGACCAGCUAAACCAAUAGGAGAGUUUUAUCUUUGAAAGGCUGGAAAAAAGCGGUUACCAAAUAGAAAAGCUGUUAGUAACUUCAAACCAGUUAGAAAACUAUUCAAAAGACGUUGUCUAAUGAUGUUAGACUUAGACCUAUAGAAAACAGUACGUUUUCUUAUAUUUAUUGUGCAUAGUGGAUACGUCAUGGAAAUAGAUAUGAUGGACGGUCGUUGACUCUAGAUACAGAGCGGUCUUAGAUACAGAAAUAAAGAAAAAUACGCUAACAUA